Molecule: messenger RNA, 2990 nt
Organism: Eptesicus fuscus (big brown bat)
Lineage: Eukaryota; Metazoa; Chordata; Mammalia; Chiroptera; Vespertilionidae
Gene: AFG2B
Product: AFG2 AAA ATPase homolog B
Exons: 8
Coding region: 72-2486 (804 amino acids)
Molecular function (GO): ATP hydrolysis activity; ATP binding
Source: RefSeq, a predicted model, not a curated record
CGGUGUGCAGGCCUUUCCGGCCCGGGUGGAACUCCUACCCCGCUUUCCUCGGCUAGGUUCCUCCGUGUGCCAUGGCUCCCGACUCAGGCCCCCUGCCCGAAGGGCCUACCUUAAAGCUCCUACCGGUAGACAUUCGGGACCGGGGUACCCAGCGUUGUCGCCUGGGCCCGGCAGCCUUCCGUGCCCUGGGCGCGCACUUGGGCUCGGUGGUGAAGAUCUCGCUGCCGGACGGCGGCUCCUGCCUUUGCACCGCCUGGCCGCGGCGGGACGGAGCGGACGGGUUUGUGCAGCUGGAUCCGCAGUGCGCGAGCCAGGGAUCGGCGGCCGGAACGCCGGGGUCCCGGGAGAGCCUCAGCCUGAGCCACAUCCGCCUGGUGUCCUGCCCGCCCCUCCGGCGCCUCAUCGUGUGGCCGGAGUUGCGGGAGCGGGUGGGCGCGCCCUGGGUCCCGGAUCCAGUCGCGGUGCUGGAGGCGGCGCACGAGCUGCUGAGGAACCGGCCAGUCUCCCGGGGCCACGUGGUGGCCGCUCCGCCCGGCGUCCCGGGCCCGGUGGCCGCCCUUCACAUCGUCAGCGGGGUGCCCAUCCCAGACCCGGCCGGGUUGGUCACCCCUCACACCCUCAUCAGUCUCAGCGGGGUGCCUCCGUCGGAAACGCACCCGCAGCCCGAGGUGCCCCUGGGGGGCCUUUCGGAGGCGGCCGACUCGCUGCGAGAGCUGCUCCGCCUGCCGCUCCGCUACCCCUGCACCUUGGCCGCACUGGGGCUAGCAGUGCCCCGCGGGGUGCUCCUGGCGGGCCCCCCGGGAGUGGGCAAGACCCAGCUAGUGCGGGCCGUGGUCCGGGAGACGGGCGCGGAGUUGCUGGCGGUGAGCGCCCCGGCGCUGCAGGGCGCCCGGCCCGGGGAGACGGAGGAGAACGUGCGGCGGGUCUUCCAGCGCGCCCAGGAGCUGGCCCGCCGCGGGCCCACCCUCCUCUUCCUGGACGAGGUGGACGCGCUGUGCCCCCGGCGGGGCGACGCACACCAAGCCCCCGAGGGCCGCGUGGUGGCCCAGGUGUUGACGCUGCUAGACGGCAUCAGUGGGGACCGCGAGAUGGUGGUGGUGGGAGCCACCAACCGGCCAGAUGCCCUGGACCCCGCGCUGCGCAGACCUGGGAGGUUUGACCGAGAGGUUGUCAUCGGGACUCCCACACUUAAACAAAGAAAGGCAAUUCUACAGGUGAUUACUUCAAAGAUGCCCAUCUCUAGUCAAGUCGAUUUGAGCCUCCUUGCAGAAAUGACAGUUGGCUAUGUUGGCGCAGACCUGACCGCACUCUGUAGGGAUGCUGCCCUACAUGCUUUGCUUCAUAGUGAGAAGAACCAGGACAGUCCGAUGAUUGAUGAAACAGACUUCUUUGAAGCUUUUAAAAAGAUUCAACCUUCAUCGUUUCGAAGUGUCAUUGGACUGAUGGACAUCAAGCCUGUUAGCUGGGAACAGAUUGGUGGCCUUGAAGAUGUAAAACUGAAGUUAAAACAGAGCAUUGAAUGGCCUCUGAAAUACCCUCGUGAAUUUGUUAGGAUGGGCCUGACCCAGCCCAAGGGAGUUCUCCUGUACGGCCCCCCUGGAUGUGCUAAGACCACCCUCGUGAGGGCCCUGGCUACCAGCUGUCAUUGCUCCUUUGUGUCAGUGAGCGGAGCUGAUCUCUUUUCACCUUUUGUUGGAGAUUCAGAAAAACUCUUGUCUCAGGUGUUUCGACAAGCAAGAGCAAACACUCCAGCAAUUGUGUUUUUGGAUGAAAUUGAUUCAAUUUUGGGUUCUCGAUCAGUCAGCAAAACAGGAUGUAAUGUUCAAGAGCGUGUUCUUUCUGUUCUCCUGAAUGAAUUAGAUGGUGUUGGACUGAAAACUAUCGAGAGAAGAGGAAGUAAAUCAGAUCAACAGGGUAAAUACAAGGAGCUGAAAAAAAAUGAAGAGGUAGAGUUUGAAGAAGUUUUUAAUCGAAAUGUCAUGAUUGUUGCGGCAACAAAUAGACCUGAUGUGUUAGAUGAUGCCUUGUUACGGCCUGGAAGGUUAGAUAAGAUGAUUUAUAUUCCACCUCCAGAUGAAAAGGUAAUCAUUGUACACACUUGCUCUGUGGGAACAUUCUUAACAACACAUCAGUGUCUGAACCCUGAGGAGACUGGCAGAAUUGAAUCCCAAACAGGAUGUGGGUGUACAUGGCUUUCUAUUUUAAAAGUCUGUACAAAAAACAUGCCAGUGGGGCCUGAUGUUUCUUUAGAAAACUUAGCAGCAGAAACCUGUUUUUUCUCUGGAGCUGAUCUUGGAAACCUCUGCAAAGAAGCUGCCUUGCUGGCUCUGCAAGAAGAUGGACUAGAAGCAACCACAGUGAAACAGGAGCACUUUCUAAAAUCACUUAAGACUGUAAAACCAUCCUUAAGUCACAAAGAUUUGACUUUAUAUAAAAACUUAUUUCAGAAACAAGAAUUUUCUAAUUCUAACUUAGAAGAUAUUUAAAAAUUACAUACCUGCUCAAGGAUUAAUUGAAAUGUGAACUUGCACUAUAGUUUGCAAUUUCACUUUUAGGGUUUGUAUAUAUGAUAUUUCCUGUAAAUAAAAAAACCAAUCUUGUGCCUGAUAAGCUAAGAUUCAUCUUAGUUCUAAAAGGUGUAUUAAAAUACCAUAAUUUAGAAAGAAAGUAUAUGUAUUGUGUUGAUUUUGUAUUGGGGUGGUUGUUUUUGUUUGGGUUUAGGUUGAUUGCUUUUUUAACUUGAUUUUGAAAUAAUUUCAUACUUACAGAAAAGGUGCAAGGAUAUUCUUAAUCCAUAUUCACCAUUUUUUAACAUUUUACUAUAUGCUGAACAGACAUACCUCAUUUUUAUUGCACCUCACUUUAUUAUGCUCCCAAGAUGUUGCAUUUUUUACAAAUUGAAGGCAAGAUCCUCCACCAGGAAAAAGAUUUACAAUUCAUUUUAUUGUGAUACUUUAUUGCAGUGGUCUGGAACCGAAUCUGAAGUAUAU